AAGCACAUGCACGCAGCUGGCUGCCAGUUGCUGCCACUGCUGCCACUCGACCGGCAUGGCCAAACCGUCGCCACCAGCCACUCUCUGUCUCCAGUUGCACCGCCCUUGAAACGCUCUCGCACCUCCGCUCCCUCCUCGAGGAGCACGUCUUCACGAGUCACAGAGAAGUCUCGCGACCGAAAGCGGGGUGCACUCCUGCGCGACGGGAGCACCACCUGCAAGGCCUGCAGACCGCAGCAGGAACAACAAACCACGCAGCCCAUAUUGGACGCGCCCUCCUGUCUUCGACAAUCCCUCGGACGACGCAGAGAAAGACCUUCCCAUUCUUCAUUCUUCAGUCUUCGCAAUUCGUCAGACAUUGCGCCCUCUCAAGCGGCUUGGGGAGAUAAAUAGCGAGCCUCAACACCAAAACAUCUAUCAACCACAACAUACGCGCAUGGUGUCCUACCCCGAAUCCGCGGUCCCCGACCGCACCCUCGCCAUCCGCCGCCCUCCCUCCGUCACAUCGCACUCGUCGCGCUCCACCUCGCGCCGGCAUCGACCAGGCCACCGCUCGCACUUUGGCGGAUCCUCCUCCUCCUCCUACCAGUCGCAGAACGAGUUCCCCGUCUUCACGCACACGGGCGAUGUCGAGAUUGUGAUUUCGAAUGGGAGGAAGGAGCAGCGGUACCUGCUCCAUAAGCUGAUCCUUGCGCAAUGCUCGGGCUUCUUCGAGGCGGGGUUGAGCGACGAGUGGGCGAGUUCGGGGGAGGGGAGUGCGAGUGCGCCUGGGAAUGGGAACGUGAAUGUGAAUGCGGCGGCACUGGCGAGGUUGCCGAAUAGCUCUACAGCGACGGAGAAGAAAAGAUGGAGGUAUGAGUUGGACUGGGGCAAGGGCGAGGACGAUGUCCCCAUGCUGGUCCAGAAGAAACCCCAGCCCUCCCUCUUCGCCGGUGACGCCUCCCCCUCACACCCUCCACCGACCACACGGCCCAAGCCCGCCGCACCCGCAACCGGCUUCUUCCGCAGCAUGGCCAACUUCUCCUCCCUGCACAUCCCCGCCCCAGCCACCGACCCCGACGACGACACCUUCCGCGACUACGACAACCUCUUCCGCAUCUUCUACAACUACCCCCCGACCCUGGAUCCCAUCAACAUUGCGAAUGCCUACGUCGAGUGCAAGUCCCUGCUGCACCUGGGCGACAUGUACGACGCGCUGGACGUCAUCGGGCCGAGGGUGGACCACCAUCUCCUCCGCUUCCAGGGCCGGCUGUGGAAGCAGAUUGCAAAGUACCCGCCGAGCUAUCUCAAACUAGGCUACAUGGCGCGCAGCAAAGCCAUCUUCUCCGAGGCAAUGGUGCACGUCGUGGGCCAGUGGCCGGCAGGACUGAACCAAUUACGCGGCCAGACCUCGGACGCCGUCAUGGACUUGAUCGAAGACAAGGUCGACGAGCUGGAGGAGCUCAAGGCGAAGAUCGAGGGCAAGCUGUUCCGCCUGACGCUGUCGACCAGUCGGGGGGAGCGCGUCACGCCGAGCAAUAACUGGCUCGACUGGCUGGCCAUGAGCCUCUUCAGGCAGUGGCUGGCGGAGAACACGACGCCGCCUCCCGCCCCGAUACUGAAGCCUUCGUCGUCCUCGAGGCCCAGAGCAGGGAGCUCCAGCACGCGACCGAGCGUGGACGGUUCGGCGCCGCAUCCGCCGGCCCCAGCAGCAUCGUUCAAUACGGGACGCGUCUUCCGCCUGCUCGGCACGGGAGGGUCGAGCUACCUCAAUCAUGAUGAAUGUAAGCGGUUCCUGCGGCUGUGUCCGGAGCAGUAUAACAGAGAUAAUUUGCGGCGGUUCGAGAGGAGGAUCGAUGAGCUCAAGGAGAGGGCGAAGGACGUGGUGAAGCCCCUGAUGCGGAAUUUCCUCGAGCUGGAGAUGAGUGGCGGUGGGUUGCCGUACUUGACGUGUACGCGGUUGGAGGUGGUGGACUUCCCCUGGGAUGAGUAGAGGGAUGGUGCCGAGUCUCGUUUCUUUCCUUGUCCGUCUUUUGUUUGGUUUUUCUGGAAGGUGGUGGGUUUGGCUGUGUUUUGCGUUUUUGGUGCCUGAUACCCUUAGCCUUGCAUGGUGUCGUUCUUUUGAGCAAUGUUUAGCAUUAUGUCUAUUCGCGAUGUUAUUUCGAGGAGGGGGGAGUGGGUUGCUAGUACGCUGGUCGUCCUGGUGAGAUUUAUACUGACAAAGAAGAUGAUGACGACGGCGAAGACGAGGCAUGGUCGUUGCAUAAGUAUGAUUUGUAGUUGCAUGUAGAUACCAUUUUGCAUACCCAUCUUAUCCCACUUG
Molecule: messenger RNA, 2302 nt
Organism: Westerdykella ornata
Lineage: Eukaryota; Fungi; Ascomycota; Dothideomycetes; Pleosporales; Sporormiaceae
Exons: 2
Coding region: 437-1972 (511 amino acids)
Molecular function (GO): protein binding
Source: RefSeq, a predicted model, not a curated record